Messenger RNA from Closterium sp. Naga37s-1, 2868 nucleotides. NCBI's taxonomy places the organism in Eukaryota, Viridiplantae, Streptophyta, Zygnematophyceae, Desmidiales, Closteriaceae. The record is from the annotation of a GenBank genome assembly.
AUGUCGGCCAAAGAUGUGGACCCCGCAUUUCAAGGAAUCAGCCAUAAACCAGGAUUGGACAUAUGGCGAUUGGAGCAGGGCAAGGUGGUUUCUGUUCCCAAGGCCGACCAUGGCAAGUUCUACACCCGAGACAUCUACAUUGUGCUCAAGACCUCUGGAUCCAAAGCGGCAGGGGGCGUGACCCACGCCGUGCACUACUGGCUGGGCAAGGGAGCCACAGCAGAGGACGCGUCCCGGGCGGCACUGAAGGCGCUGGACCUAGAUAUUGCCGUGGGCGGCAAGUCAACGCAGCACCGCGAGCAGCAGGGGCACGAGUCGCCGCUGUUCCUGUCCUACUUCCGCCCCUGCAUUAUUCCCAUUGCGGACGGGGCGUCUGGGGAACCGAGGCUGUACCAGGUCAAAGGGAGACGGUUCCUGCAUGUGCGACAGGUGCCCUUUGCGCGCUCCUCCCUGAACCAUUCAGACGUGUUUGUGCUGCACACACCAACCAAGCUGUACCAGUUGAACGGCGCCAACGUCUCCAAGCAGGAGCGCAUUCGAGCCGCCGAUGCCACUCUGCUGCUCAAGCGCCAGUCUCCUAACGGCAGCAUGCCCGUUGCUGUGAUUGACGAUGGCAAGGCGGACGACGCCAGCUCCAGCGAGUUCUGGGACCUCUUUGGCGGCUUUGCUCCCAUCGCCAAGAAGAGUGCCAGUGACGACGACAUAGAGGCCAAGGCAGUGCCUCCCACGCUCUACCUAGUCACUUCAAGCGGUCUUCAGGAGCAAGCCAAGGCGCCCCUCAAGAAGAGUCUGCUGGAAAGCAGCAAGUGCUACCUGCUUGCCACGGGCCCGAACCUCUUUGUGUGGUUCGGGAAGCUCAGCACCGUGCCUGACAGGCGGGCGGCCUGUGUGGCUGCAGAGGCGCACAUGUCCAGCCGCCCCCCCUCGGUGCUAGUCACGAGAAUGAGCGAGAGAGGCGAGACAGCAGCCUUCAAGGCGGCUUUUGCGGAGUGGCCGCUCGCCCCUGUGAUGGGCGGAGGGGAGGGAGGCGCCAGCAAGCUCAAAGCCAUGCUGCGGCAGUCAGGCAUGGUAGACAAGGCAGUGGGGAGGGGGCCGCAGUCAGCAGCAGGGGCAGCAGAGCCGCCACCCCCUCCGCUUGCUGAAGUUGCUGGGGAAAUGAAGGUGUGGCGGGUGAACGGCAGCAGCAAGACACCAGUAGCGGCGGAGGAGGUGGGGCGGUUUCACAGCGGAGACUGCUACAUCGUGCAAUACACCUUCACUCGCGACCGCAAGUUCGAAUACGUGGUGUUCCUGUGGGCGGGCCGAGACAGCACUCAGGAGGAGCGCGCGUCUGCUCUUGCUGUGGCCUCCAAGACCGUUGACGCGCUGAGAGGAAACGCCACUCUGGUGCGGGUGGUGCAGGGGAGGGAACCCGAGCAGUUCCUCUCCUUGUUCAAGACCCACCUCUUCUUCCUCAAGGGCGGCAGCAGUGCGAGCUACAAGGCGAAGAUCGCCGCCCAGGGCGGCUCUGACGACACGUAUGACCAAGCAGGCGUGGCCCUGUUCCGCGUGCGCGCCCGGGGGGCGGCAUCUACUGGCGCAAGUGGUGCAGCGCUCUUCAAAGCGGUUCAGAUGGAUCCGGUGGCGAAAUCGCUGAAUUCGGAGGAUUGCUUCUUGCUCCAGACGCCGUCCAGCCCGUUUUUGUGGCUGGGCAAUGGCAGCAGUUCGGCUGACAAGGAUGCUGCUGCUGCUGCAGCUGAAAUCAUUAAGCCUGGCGCGCUGGUGAAGCAGGUGGUGGAGGGCAAAGAGACGUCCGUGUUCUGGCAGCAUCUGGGCAGCAAGGGCGAGUACCCCGCUUCCCGGGAGGGCAGGGAGGCAGCGCGGGACGGCAGGCUUUUCCAAGUCACGGGCAGUGGCGACAGCUUCAAGGUGGUGGAGGUGCCAGGGUACAGCCAGGACGAUCUCAUCAGUGAGGAUGUGAUGCUGCUGGACACACACACGGAGGUGUUUGCAUGGACGGGGGUUAACGUACCUGACAGGGAGAAGAAAGAGGCUCUCAACUGUGCACUGCGUUACCUGGACCGCGUGGCAGCAACGGAAGGGCGAUCAAAGGACACUAUGGUGGUGCGAGUGGUGGAGGGGUACGAGCCGCCCAUGUUCACUGCUCUCUUCCCCCACUGGGACCACGCUGCGAGUGCGGCCCUAGCAGACCCAUAUGACCGCAAGCUGGCUUUGCUGCAAGGAAAAUCGAUCGAGCUCUCUGAUACGGCCAAGCGUCGGCUGGCAGCGCUCACGCACCAAUCCCCGUCCGCCACGUCAUCCUCCUCCACCCCACGCUCCUCCUCCACCCCCCACUCCCCCUCCGCCAAGCCCUCUCUCUCCUCGCUCACCAUCUCCCCCGCGCUCAUCAAGGGGCUGGCGGGCAGGAGGGGGCCCUCCCCCGCCCCCUCGCCCUCCACGCAGAGAGCCGCUGCUAUGGCUGCACUCACCGGCACACUCAAGGGCGAGCCGAGACUGGAGCCUCUCAAGCUCGCCAGGGGAAACUCUGUCUCGAGCUCGGUGCAUGAAGCGGAUAACGAGGAUGACGAUAGUGAGGACGGCGAGGAGGAGGGGAAGAAGGGCGGUGGUGGCAGCAGCGACAGUGCAGCAGCAGGAGGAGGAGCAGGAGGAGCAGGAAAUGGGGAGGCUGCAGUGGAGGGAGUGUGUUAUGCCUUUGACAGGCUGAUUGUUGACAGCAAGAACCCGAUUCGCGGGAUUGACACUGCGAGGAGAGAGUCCUACUUGUCAGAUGCGGAUUUCCUCCGCAUAUUUGGGUACGACAAGGGCAAGUUUUACGCAAUGCCCAAGUGGAAGCAGGACCAGAGAAAGCGUGCUCUAGGGCUCUUUUAG